Antechinus flavipes (yellow-footed antechinus) is the source of this 1077-nucleotide messenger RNA. RefSeq lists its product as uncharacterized. Gene Ontology annotation, biological process: microtubule anchoring. Lineage: Eukaryota; Metazoa; Chordata; Mammalia; Dasyuromorphia; Dasyuridae. Gene Ontology annotation, cellular component: cytoskeleton. The transcript has 5 exons. Bases 288 to 941 code for a protein of 217 amino acids. Gene Ontology annotation, molecular function: microtubule binding. The record is from RefSeq and is a predicted model, not a curated record.
AACAUAGCAUUUUUUAAACUUAAGAAAAAAUAGCUGGGGAAGGGGAAAGGCUUCAUCAUGCUCCUCGGAGUGGACUUCCCCACAGACAGCAAGAGUUUAUUUUGCAGAAGGCAGCCUCAGUCUCAAGACCUCGCCAGAAGACUCUCUCAGCAUCACCUGGGAUUCUUCCUCGGGGCUGACUGCCCAGCCCCUGCCUUUUCAGGCUUCUGCUGGGGAAGCAAUUUGAGUCUGAAUAUUAUUACCAUAUCAACACAAGCCACCAAGACUGUUUCAAGCCUUGAAAAACUAUGCCUGGCACUAGCUACGUGAAAAGACCUGUCCAGCCAGGUAACUACAGCAUGCUUACCACCAACCAGGUAUUUUUCCCUCCUAUACCCUCUGGACAGCAAACGUUUCCAGUUCGAAUUCGAAGAAAAGUCGCACCAUUGGAAUGCCAGAUUCAUACAGGCCGUUUCACUAGCACAGACUUUCGUACUGUGCAUAAGGAAGCCUAUGAUAGCUGGGAUCCAAGCAACUAUCAGCAGCCGGUAAAACCUAUGCACCUGAAAGAUGAGCUUACCAAUAUGUUCAGGAACAGCAAAGCCAAGUUUGAUGAUUCCACUGUGACCAAGGUCUCUUAUCCACCACACUUCAAAACCAUAAAAGUAGCUACAGCCAAACAGCCCACCAGCAUAUUCAGAGUUCCUCAAGAGAAGUUUCAAGAUGUCACCACCAAUAAGCAAUUCUUCCAGAAGUGGGAAGUCCAACCCCGAAUCCGCUAUGGAGAUAUGCAUAAUGAGGUCUAUGUUAAGCCUACGCUGCCAUUUGAAAGCUUAACCACCACCAAAAGCACUUUCAUUCCUACAAUUGCCCAAAAGGUGAAGUUAUUCAAAGCAAACAACAGUAUCAAGAUUGAGGGAAACCAUGACUUCUCCACUGUGUACAAGGAGGCCUACAGGUAAAAAGCAAGGGCUUAAAAAGUCAUUCCUAUAUACACCAGAAAGUUGGUAUGUCACAGAGAAAACCAGCAUUCCUUGGGGAAACAUGGGUCAACUCCAAAACUCAGACCUAUGACUUCUCUGAAUAUUCUUGCAGGCC